UCUCUACUAACACUCAAAUCACUAACAAGACUGGGAAACCAACGAUCACCUUCAUCAGUAGCACUAUUUCUAAUAGUAUUAUAAGUUCAAUAUACAUCUUUUUCAGUAGACCACGAGGCGCAAGAGUGGGUGCGGGUGGUCUCUGCGUCUCACAGGUUAUUGAAAAUAGACUUUUAUGUUAGGUUUACUAACAAUGUAGUAAUUAUUACCUUAGUAAUACCGUAAGGUACCGUAAUUCAGCGCAUCGCCUAAAUCUGCGUAUUUGGUUCGAUAUUUGUCGAAAUUUAAGAAAAAUUUUGAAAUUUGCCCAUACUGCUAUUUGUAUAUGAUGGUAAUGCAUCAAAAUUCCAAUUCAAAUUUUCAUUAAUAAUAAUAAUAAUACGAAUUUUGAGAAAUAUUCCAAAAUGUGAAUUACGACAUUCUACGGUAUUGCGUUAUCUAGUAAGGUAGGUUGUAGCUGUAUUAUUAGAGAUAGUUUAGAAGUGUUAUUGAUAUAUGUAUAAUAUUUAGAAAAUUGAUGACGCUGUUGUUACUGAAAUGUUUAAUUUUUUACUGUCUUUUAUAAUAUGAUAUAAUAUUGUUGAACAAAAUGCUGUAAUUUAUAACUUAUUUAAUUCUCUAAACAUUUUUGCACUACUUUGCAUUUAUCACACCAACACUGGCGACAUUAGCGUUCUUUUGGUAGUCUGUUAUGUAGUAGUAACCUCUAUCGUUUUUAUUCUAACGAUCAUAACAUAAUUAUCGUGAGCGUAGUAGUGAAAAUAACAUAGAAGUAGCUUUUGGAUUUGUAGUUAAGGUAUUAUGGUAUUAGUUGAAAUGUGACACUUUGUUAGUGUCUAUGAAUAUACCGCUUUGAUGAUAUCACAUAUAUUUUCUAAUUCUCUAUUUCUCGGUACACCGGCCACGGGAACGUCUCUCGGAUUCAACGGACCAGCGAUGGACCGCAUCUCAAGCUAAGUAGAAAAAUUAUACUGCAUACUAUUUUUGUUUAAACUGAAACAACAACUUAACUUUUCGAUCCCUACAUAUUCACCCGCCUGAUAAUACAGCCUUUCCAAUCUGGAAACUAACUUGAGACAUUAUUCAAUUGAAUUCUCAUUUUGAGAAGACCUCAGAACAAUAGCAACGAACAUAAAACACAUAGCAGACCAUACCGAACACAUUUACAGUACAUUUCGAUUUGAUACUUCUUCUCAUAAUUAUCUAUAACUUGGAAUCGGUACUACAAGUUAUCAACAUAGAUAGUCAUCUCUCCUAGAAAUAGUAAUGGUUAGCAUUCCAGCGCGACCUUUGGAACAUAAGACUUUUUAACUUGACUCAUAUUUUGGGAUAGAUCAGAACAAUAGAUUGGAAUAUAUUGGAACACAUCAUUGACAUUGUUUCAGACUAGUAGCAUAAACGACUAAAAUACAAGAGAAUACAUGACAUACAAGACCUGAAAAAUGACGAGACACUUCAGAUAGUUCUUGUUCGCGUAUAGAUGGAAGCACAUUUCAUGUUUUUCACUUCUAUAACGUUCUUUCGGGAAAACGGAUCUUCCGUUAAAUCGCUAUCAUUUUUAAAUUCGACCGCAAUCUAUAUAAUUAACAUUCUCUGUAUAUCAUUGUCAAAAGAUGCUUGGAGAUGACAUUUGGGCUACAAUUUGUCAACAUAGACUACAACAUGGGCCUAUUCACAUGACGUUCCAAAACAGCUGAUCGGGAAGCUCUUUGACAGUUCUUUUAUGAAAAUGACAGCCUCGUGUAUGUACCGGUCCUCCACCGAUGUAAACAAAUGCAUAGACGGACCUGUCACAUGAACAUACCUAUAGCUCUGUAUGUUAUUUCCAAGAAGUGCAUUCAUUUACAACAUAUAUUUUCAUGUCGCUUCGCGUAAACAAGAAUCCGGAUUGCUCAGGACUAAAGGCUGACUAUACAAACACGACAACGGGAGGGAAACUGAAGCAAAAACAAUUUAAUAAAACUACUUCUGCACAAUAUUCAAACAAAAUAGUGUUAAAGCGGGCAACAUAGCCUAUUCCGUCUAAAUAUUGGCAAAAGUAGAGGUAAAAAUUUGCACUACGGGGUCCAGCACAGACAACGAAGCUGUCAUGCAGCUCCAGCUAAGUACACCAUAAAAAAAAAUAAAUAAAAUAAUUAUCGAUGGUCGAUUUAUGUUUCACAGAGGCCUAUAAAAAGCGCGUCACAACGAGAGCAGUGAGGGGGUCACACACGCGACGACAAUAUUUAAACUUGCACUUCAACGGCGCACUUUCUCCUACUUCAAUCGGAACGACUUUCAAGUUCGAUGAACCACAAAAAUGUCCAUGUAAGGAAACCCUUUACGACUGUAUAUACGCUUACACCCGUGGAACGGAAUAUUCCGGAGCAGGUCACUGAUUCCUCGGAGGCAUAAAGAAAAUACUGCACUGGAGUUUUCGGUCGGGUGCACUUUGCCGCAUUUGAACAUUCAACCGGAUGGGUCAGAGGAGCGAUAAUAACUAAUUGGUUCUGAUUUCCAUGUGAUAAACUGAUGAUAGUUAUGGUAGGUUGAGUGGUUGGUAUUCUUAGAGAACAGGAGAGUGUAUCUCUAAGUAAGCAUGACUAAUGUCCCUGAUGUCUGAUACAGAGCGGAGUGUAGUGUUACUAUGUUCGGAGUUAGUCGUGCAGUAAUAUUUCGUUUUAUUGCGGUGGAUUUCAUACCCACAUUCUCAUCAGUUUUUUUUUCUAGCACACAAAAACACGUCGGGGCUUUCUGCGAAUGAAAUAUUAAUAGAAUUAUGUAAAUCUGUUAAAUCGUUCUCAAGCAAAAUCGAGACAUACGAAUACGGGUCAAUCUACGGGUCUUAGUUUCGUAGUUCUAUGUAUAUAUAGAAUUUAUGGGAGUUCUCGAGACCGUCCUACACGGAGGGAGAACUGUAGUUGCAUAACUUUACCAAAGACAUAUGGAUGAUUGGCAAUUGGCUUGCUCGAAUUGUACCUAAAGCAAUAUCAAUUUGCGUUCGCAAAUCGUUGCAAAUAUUGCACAACUUGCGUGAGCAGAAGAAGUGCUUUGGUCAUAAUUGAUAGCAUCGAAGACAUCGAUAUAAAGGAGACUCCGGUCCACUGAUUCCCAAACAGUGCUGCAAGGCUGGGUGUAAAGAUGUUAGCCUCGGUUCAGUCUAACACUGCAUUGGUGACCUUUUUGCGACACAUAAUUUCAUUGUAUUUCCUGAAUAGAAAUUAUUGCACCGUUGUCUACUAUGACCGAAAUAUGGUCAAUUCUCAGCAAGAUUGUAACAACUAUUGCAAGUUUCUCUUAGAUAUUGAGCUGGCGUUAGUACACCUCGAUGAAAAGCAUGCGGUUAUGUGGAUCACGUCUGCCCAAGCUGCCGAUGGUAUCCUGGAAAGUGCAAUCGAACAGGGAUGUCAAUCCUACAUAGUUGCAACCACUGAUGUGAUGAUGUUUUUUGAAACAAAAUUAAUGUUGAAAGAAACGACGCUUCAGCGCAUUCGAGAUAAAAAUUUCCUAUUGUUCGUCGAUGGUGAUUUUGUUAAUGAUGAUGGAUUGACUAUAAAAGAAGCAAUGAAAUAUUAUCCCAACUUGUGGUUUCUAAUGCAGUCAGGAUACGAAAAUUUGGAUUUCUACACACACGACUAUUCAAUUACGAAUACGACGAAAUUGCAGCUGGUACAAAGUUACAACCUUACUGAUCCAUAUGAUGAGGUCACGAACGGUGCUAUAUUCUACGACAAGUUGGUUGAUUUGCGUGGUAGAUCGAUUCCAAUGGCAGUUGUAGAGUACCUACCAUAUUGCAUAACGACCAACGUGGGCGCCAAUAAUGGCAAUGCGGAUGCAUACAACACCACUGCACCCAAGGAGUUAUUCCUGGAAGGACUCGAAGGCAGUUUAGCAGUGGAAUUUUGUAGGAUUCACAACUGUAACAUUCUCCUGUGGCCACAUGGGCCAAGCGAUUGGGGAGACAUUUUCUCGAAUGGGUCUGGUUAUGGUGAACUUUAUACAAUAUACACCAAAGAAACUGACCUAGCAUUUUGUUGCUUGUAUUACAAUUGGUACCAUCAUCUACUCGACGGAAGCCAUUAUAUGGCCAAAUCAACGAUGUUCAUCUUGGUACCAGGUGCUAAGCUAUUGCCAACAUCGCUAACGGUUAUAUAUCCCUUUUCAAGCACUGUUUGGCUUUCAAUUUUUAUAAUGAUGGUACUGAUGACUGGAGUUCACCAUUUUAUUACCACCAUUAAUUUGACGCACCUCGGUCGCGAUGAGCAGCCGCCACCCGCAUUGAAAUCAAUAUUCGACAUGAUAUCUAUUUAUUUGGAUCAAGGAAUUUUCCUUAACACUUUUCACUCAUCGUAUCGCGUUCUGAUCUGCUUCAUCCUUCUUUCGGGAGUUGUUAUCAGCAAUUCGUAUGCAAGUGGCUUAGCUAGCGUACUCACGAUUCCUAGGUAUGGGAAAUCGCUGGAGACGAUACAUGAUUUCACACAAACGCCUUAUCGAUGGGCAGCUCCUGCCGAUGCUUGGAUUUUUGCACUGCUUGGCGCUGAAAAUCGAGACAUCCAAAUUGUCGUUGACAGAUUUGACGCCGUUCCGGAUGAGGACGAACUCCAUCGGCGAUCGCUGGCUGGUGACUAUGGGAUUGGGAUUGAACUACUGAACGGUGGCAGUUAUACUUUUGGAUCUUAUGUCAGCGAAGACAACGUUCGAUCGUUUGAUAUUUUGAAGGAGGUUCUGUACUUCGCAUACACCACUGUAUAUGCCCAACGAGGAUGGCCAAUGAUGGAGUAUUUCAACAAGUUUCUGCUGGAAGCGAUACAGUUCGGAUUUAUCAUCUACUGGGAAAAGCGAACGAUUCGGAAAUAUCUGAGUCACCGAGUUCAGGAAGCUCUGGUGGAAAUAUCUGUCGGACACAAUGAGGAUGAGGAAUUGUCUCCUCUCACAACCCAGCACAUCCUGGGACCGAUGAUUAUUUUGGGGAUAGGGCUUUUCUGUUCGUUGAUUAUGUUCUUAUGUGAACUUGUCAUGUUUUCGCUUAGUCGCUUUUAUCAAAAAGUGGUUGGGAAAAAGUUAAAAACGACAUUAACGGACAUUCAAAAGUGAAAUGUCUGAAAAUCUGUCCUCACAGAUUCUGAACUUAACCUUCGGGCUGUCGCGCUGUUGUACUUUGUACAACAGUUGUGAUUUAUAUGCUAUCAUUUUGCAAUAAAGAUAUCUAUCGACACCAAACCAAAAUGUAUUC
Molecule: messenger RNA, 5212 nt
Organism: Aedes aegypti (yellow fever mosquito)
Lineage: Eukaryota; Metazoa; Arthropoda; Insecta; Diptera; Culicidae
Gene: Ir41p
Exons: 8
Coding region: 3121-5073 (650 amino acids)
Source: RefSeq, a predicted model, not a curated record